ACAAAAAAAUAAAAGAAAAAUAAAAAAUAAUUGAUCGCACUGUCAAACCAAAAAAAAUUGAAAACCCUAAAUUGGUUGAAUGGGAAAAUCGAUGGUCAGAUUCGCAGAAUUCGCCAUUAGACUCUCUUCCGAGAAUCCAACCAGACCACACAGACCUUCUCCUUCUCCACGGAACAAAGUCUUCGUCAAGAAGACGACGAGAGACACCACGUCACACCUCGAUUACUCCAAUCUGGUUAAGCUGGAGAAGGCGGGAUCGCACUCGGGUUCGAAUCCCGCUCCGGCUUCGGGUUCGGAUCCUAUUAACCGGGUUCCCCUCGCUCAGGUCGUCGAGGAUUGCGUCAGACGCUGGUUCCAGGAUACGCUCAAGGAAGCCAAAUCUGGUGACGUUGGUAUGCAGGUCUUGGUUGGUCAGAUGUAUUGCAGCGGCUAUGGAAUCCCUAAAGAUGAAAACAAGGGUCGUGCUUGGAUUAACAAAGCUUCAAGAACUAGAUCAUCAGCUUGGCAAGUGAGUGAUAAGCCUCCAGGGUAUAAUGCAAGCGAUUCAGAUUCCAAUGAUAAGAAAGAUUGAUGAUCAUCUUUUGAAUGUUUGUAUUGCCAUUGACUUUGAUUUGUUAGUUUCUCUCUCCUUUGUUUAACUCUACUUGAUUUAUUCAAAUUUGAAGCUUUUGUAUCAUCCCAAUGGUCAAAAUGUGCCCCUCAAGUUAUUUAUUACCAGGCAGUGAAGUAAUUCAACUGUGAGUCUGUUGUAGCUGAAAUCCUUGCAUUGCCAAUAGAUUUUUGCCAGGCUUUCUCUUGUUCUUUGUCCCCAGAAGUAGAAUCAAACAGUUUGCAAAGAAUGAAUCUGGAAUCUGGAAUCUGCAAUGUCACUUGACAAUUUUUCUCCAAGGAAUCUACAUUCUUGUUCUAAAGAUAAUCUGCAACUAAUUUUUGGGUUUGAAUGGAGUGAAAAAGGUAAAAGUUAAACUGAGACAGUUUUCGCAUCACUCUAAUGAUGGAUUAUGUUCAUCGAUAACACUGAAUUGUAAAUAUUAAG
Messenger RNA from Arabidopsis thaliana (thale cress), 1036 nucleotides. RefSeq lists its product as uncharacterized. The record is from RefSeq and is marked reviewed. Lineage: Eukaryota; Viridiplantae; Streptophyta; Magnoliopsida; Brassicales; Brassicaceae. Bases 80 to 571 code for a protein of 163 amino acids. The transcript is spliced from 3 exons.